CCAAUGGGCCACAUUUACUCAAGGGCAACGUGGUCAUUUCAGCUAGCGUCUCGUCAGCGCUAGGGUUUCGCUCCCUUUCCAACUCUCAAAACCCCUCUGACCAUAUCACUCCUGCUCGCGCUUGAGCUUCGUAGCCGACUCUGCUGAAAUCUGAGCAUUGAUCGAUCAAAAUGGUGAGGGUUAGUGUACUGAAUGAUGCUCUCAAGAGCAUGUAUAAUGCUGAAAAAAGAGGGAAGAGACAGGUUAUGAUUAGGCCAUCAUCGAAAGUGAUUAUCAAGUUUCUCCUGGUUAUGCAGAAGCACGGAUACAUUGGGGAGUUUGAGUAUGUUGAUGAUCACAGAGCUGGCAAGAUUGUGGUCGAACUGAAUGGGAGGCUGAACAAGUGUGGAGUUAUCAGUCCUCGUUUCGAUGUCGGUGUCAAGGAAAUUGAAGGAUGGACUGCUAGGCUGCUCCCUUCAAGACAGUUUGGUUAUAUUGUCUUGACUACUUCCGCGGGCAUCAUGGAUCAUGAGGAAGCCAGGAGAAAGAAUGUCGGGGGUAAAGUCCUUGGUUUCUUCUAUUAGGUGGCGUUUUUGGUCAAGGAUGUGCGAGAUUUUCUCCUAAUGGGAGCUUCCAUGUUGUUUAAUUUUCAAGUCUUCGCCCGAGAUAUAAUUGGUUUUGUUUUGUUUUAAAGUUUUUCCUGACUUUUUGAUCGAGUGACAUUGAGCUUGUCCUAUGCGCACCUUAUUCUGCUUCCUAAGAGAAGUUGAAAGCUUAUGUAGACUUUACAUUUAGCUUUAAUUCUUCAGUGGAAUUUGCUUGGCUAUAUCA
This is a messenger RNA of Punica granatum (pomegranate), 810 nucleotides long. The record is from RefSeq and is a predicted model, not a curated record. Lineage: Eukaryota; Viridiplantae; Streptophyta; Magnoliopsida; Myrtales; Lythraceae.